AUGCUAUUAAAGCUUGGACCGUUCUCAAACACACUCACGUACACACUCAUUUUGUUGUUUAAAAAUUCAUCUGCUUCCAUCCUUCCAGGAGGGCUCGGGUGCUUCAAGCUUCUCAGGCAUGUGAAGGCUGGAUUUAGCCUGAACGCCCUGGUUCCCAGGAAGGCUGUGGGAUGGAAUACCAGAGCAGCUAAUAGCCUGCAACUGAAAGGGCAUGGUGACCUGUCACUGUGCCUGGGGAGAGUCAGCUCAGCGUUUGUGCUGUGCUCACUCAAAAAUGCUCAUUCUAGCUUUCAGGUUUAA
This is a messenger RNA of Rangifer tarandus platyrhynchus (Svalbard reindeer), 300 nucleotides long. Lineage: Eukaryota; Metazoa; Chordata; Mammalia; Artiodactyla; Cervidae. The record is from the annotation of a GenBank genome assembly.